AUGGAGAUGAGCGAGGAGGAUAUCGGUGGAAGCAUGGUUGAGAUAGGACCGACCGUUGAGUUGUCUUUGAACUCGGUGAUAGCUACUACUGAAACGACACAAUAUGGGGUGAUCAUGGGCUCCGGCAAGGCUGUUCAAGGGAAGAGAAUGUGCACGAGAGUAGUCAUUGGAUUACCCGAGCUGACCGUAGUAGAAGACUUUUUGCCUUUAGAACUCGAGAACUUGGACAUGGUCUUGGGAAUGCAGUGGCUACAAAAACAGGGUUCCAUGACGGUUGAUUGGAGGAACUUAGCCAUGACUUUCGCGGUCGGUGACGUUAAGGUAGUGUUAAAAGGGGACCCGUCGCUGACAAGAAUGGAGAUCUCCCUAAAGAUGCUGAUGAAACAGUGGCAACCGAAUGACAGGGGAUACCUGGUGGACUUCCGGUCCAUGGGAAUAUCGAAAGCUGACAGCAAGGAUGUGGAAUCACAUUUGGAGCAUCUCACGAUCGUGUUUACACUGCUACGGGAAUAUAGUUUGUUUGCAAACUGGAAGAAAUGUCACUUUGGAAGGGAACGAAUUGAAUAUCUGGGACACUGGGUAUCAUCAAACAGGGUGGAGGCUGAUAGGGAAAAAAUCCGAGCAAUGCUGGAAUGGCCAAUUCCCCGGAACAUUAAGGAGCUGCGGGGAUUCUUGGGGUUGACCGGCUACUACCACCGCUUUGUGGCCAAUUACGGCACCCUUGCUGCUCCUCUCACCCGAUUGGCAAAGAAGAAUAGUUUUCACUGGACAGAAGAAGCCACAUCGGCAUUCGAGCAACUGAAAUCGGCUAUGGUUACCCGUGUUGGCUUCACCUGA
Messenger RNA from Cucumis melo (muskmelon), 837 nucleotides. RefSeq lists its product as uncharacterized. The coding region runs from base 1 to 837 and encodes 278 amino acids. The transcript is spliced from 3 exons. The record is from RefSeq and is a predicted model, not a curated record. Lineage: Eukaryota; Viridiplantae; Streptophyta; Magnoliopsida; Cucurbitales; Cucurbitaceae.